CUCCCUUCACAGCAUGGAGAUCUCCUGGUGUGAAUUUCUAUCAUACAGGCUUGUACUGUGGUGUAGCCUCUGGGGACUCUGUUUGGCAAGUCUGGACUAUGAUGAUUACUCCCAGAACAGCACCAACGAGCAAGUGAUUACAUCGGCAAACACACUGUGUCCCCGGGCCAUCCCAGGAGCAACGGUGACUCGUGGCAAUGUCACCUACCUGUCCAUCCAUGAGGACUCCCGCUCUAAGCUGAGCAGUGCAGUCACAGUGUGGCUUAUCCCCUGCCUCUACACUGCUGUCUUCCUGGUGGGGCUGCCAGCCAAUGGGCUAGCCCUUUGGGUUCUAGCAACUCGGAUCGAGAAGCUGACCUCUACCAUCUUCCUGAUGAACCUGGCUGCCGCUGACCUGCUCCUGGUGCUGGUGCUACCUUUUAAGAUCUCCUAUUACUUCCUGGGGAACCAUUGGCCCUUUGGGGAGGGCCUGUGCCGGCUCACCACUGCCUUCUUCUAUGGGAACAUGUACUGUUCCGUGCUACUGCUCAUGUGCAUCAGUGUUGACCGGUACCUGGCUGCAGUGCACCCUUUCUUCUCACGCUCCUUCCGCAGCCCAGGCUUUGCCGCCUGCACCUGCCUCAGUGUCUGGCUCAUCACUGCCAUCUUCACCGUGCCCUUGACCCUCUUGCAGCAGUCAUACCCCCUGGAUAAGGCAAACAUCACGCUGUGUCAUGAUGUUCUCCCCAGGCAGGAGGAGGCUGAGUACUACUACUACUACUUCGUGUGCUUGGUCGUCUGCGGCUUCCUUGUCCCCUUCGUGGUGAUGCUGUUUAGCCACGGCUCGGUCCUGUGGAUCUUGCUGGGCAAUGGAGAGAGGUACGCAUACGCCAUGAAGCUCACGGUCCUCGUGCUGCUCACAGUCGUGGUGUUCUACACACCCAGCAACAUCCUGCUCCUCGUCCACUAUUCCAGCAACUGCUUCAAGCUCUAUGGGGACUUGUACGUCAGCUACAUGGUGAGCCUGGCCCUCAGCAGCUUCAACAGCUGUGUUGACCCCUUCGUCUACUACUAUGUCUCUGAGGACUUCAGAGACAAGGUGAGGUGGAGAAUUUUCAGCCGCAGCAAGCGAACCAUCACAUCGCUGCAAACCUCUAAAGAGACUUUCCCUCAGAAGAGCUCCCACUCACAGUCCCUGGUGUGAGGAGCUGGCACCCUCACUCCCAUCGCAUCUGCUUGCUCCAGGGCUGAGGUUCGGAUACGGAUUAGAGCUCUGAGGUAUAGUCUAGGUAGGAAGUUAAUGCAGGCAGGGAGGUGAAGGAGACAGAUUCUUAAGACUGAAUUCAUCAGGGCCUUACGAAGUCCUAAGAGGCUUGGAGCCCAAAUUGAGAUGGUGACCCCUGUGUGCAUACUAACCUGUAACAGCGACAGCACAUAUGACUUCCCAUACGGCUGCUCUGCCCCCUUACUAUGCUCACUGGGUGCUAUAGGCAGGCUGCAUAGUUGACUCUAUAUAUAAUGGCAGAGAUUGCUGGGGGAAGGAACCUGGAGCAUUUGAGGGAAAAGUGGAAGCUUGGGAAUGCAUUUGCCCAGUAUUAAAACCUGCCUGAGCAAACUGACCCCGGGGGGGGGGGGGGGGGGGCUGGCAACUUAAAGCCACUCACACACUAGUCUCAGCCUCUAAGCCCACACAUCUUGUGCACGGAACCAUUUGGCCGGUGUGUCAGGUAUUGCUCUGUACACAAAAUGUGUCCAUACGCAGGCAAAGUUAGGAUCUUCCUACCUGACUUGGUAAACCCUCAUUCAUGGAAAUGCCAGAUUCUCCUGUUCCUAGCAAGGUCAAUUUUAUCCCUAUUUCAGCAAAAAUAAGUACGUUUAGGGGAAGUAGAGAGUUUUGCCAGAACUCAGAGUUUAUAGAGUAAGAGAGAAAGUGGGAGUCAGGACUCCUGGAUUCUAUUCCAUUCUCUCUCUCUUCCACUGAUAUGCUCUGUGCCCUCAAAUAAGUAAUUUACUCUCCUUGCACCUCAGUAUCCCUAGCUGUAAAAUGGAGAGGAUACUAAGGCUAAAUUCAUUAAUGCUUGUAAAACGCAGUGAGAGCCUCACAUGAGAUGCAUUGUUUGAUGCUAAUUAUUCUAUGUGAAUGAGGUGAACUGUCAGCUUCUCUAAUAAGGUGCUUCUCACUUUGCAAAUCCUCAGCCCAUUACUGGUAAGAAAUGUACAAACAAUAUCCAUCCAUUCCCUUUACGCAAAAUGCUCUGCUGUUCUGCACUUGUUAUUUCUUUGAAGCGAACUGCCUCUCUUUAGUAUGUUAUGAAGGGAGCCCAGCUUGUGCCCAGGAAAAAGGAUUUUCAUGUCUCUUCAAGACAGGAUAUUAAUUAAGUAUUGAAAACUCCUACACUGGAAUCCCACCCUUCUUUUGUGUAACCUCUGUUGAGACCCAACCUCCCCACCACACCCACUAAAAUAGCUGACCAUGCCUGCAGCUGGAUUCAGGAAUGUGUUGCAAAUGUGACAAGUUACAGCCACUGUAUCCCUCAAAACAAAAUUGAAGGCACCUCCUGGCAAACAAUGAAGCAGAAAUGGAUGGGACACCAGAAACUGCUUAGAACUGUUGGAAUACUUUGAUUCUGUUGAUACGUGUAUUACUGUUGCCCUCUCAGUGCUGUGCAACAGUAUAGCUGGUAGCUUAGAG
Malaclemys terrapin pileata is the source of this 2671-nucleotide messenger RNA. It is a transcript of the gene F2RL3, whose product is annotated as F2R like thrombin or trypsin receptor 3. Gene Ontology annotation, biological process: thrombin-activated receptor signaling pathway; phospholipase C-activating G protein-coupled receptor signaling pathway; positive regulation of Rho protein signal transduction. Gene Ontology annotation, molecular function: thrombin-activated receptor activity. The record is from RefSeq and is a predicted model, not a curated record. Lineage: Eukaryota; Metazoa; Chordata; Testudines; Emydidae. The transcript is spliced from 2 exons. Gene Ontology annotation, cellular component: membrane. Bases 14 to 1183 code for a protein of 389 amino acids.